This is a messenger RNA of Penicillium daleae, 321 nucleotides long. RefSeq lists its product as uncharacterized. The transcript has a single exon. Lineage: Eukaryota; Fungi; Ascomycota; Eurotiomycetes; Eurotiales; Aspergillaceae. Bases 1 to 321 code for a protein of 106 amino acids. The record is from RefSeq and is a predicted model, not a curated record.
AUGGAGGAAUUGGCCUCGGUGGCGGCGGUGGCGGCGGUGGUGGUGGAGGGGGCGGCGGUGGUGGUGGAAUUGGAGGAGGAUUCGGAGCCGGGGCCGGAGGAGGUUUUGGGGCAGGAGGGGGAGCAGGAGAAGGAGGUGGUGAGGGAGGAGGCCUUGGAGGUGGAGGUGGAGGGGGAAAUGGAGGAGAUGGUGGUGGUGAGGGAGGAGGCCUUGGAGGUGGAGGUGGAGGGGGAAAUGGAGGAGAUGGUGGUGGUGAGGGGGGAGGUUUUGGAGCAGGAGGGGGAGAAGGUGGUGGUGAUGGCGGUUGGCGCAAGUAGAUAG